UGAAGCAAAUGUGCAAAAGUAUGUAGACACAACCUGCAGUUCAGUCUGUAAGUGUGAUUUUCAGAAGGGAUUUAUGAAAGCCCGUGAAGAUGAAAACCAGAUUCAAUACAGUGGAUAUUAGGGCAGUCAUUGCCGAAAUCAAUGCAAACUACAUUGGAAUGAGAGUGUACAAUGUCUAUGACAUCGACAACAAGACAUAUCUCAUUCGACUCCAGAAACCUGACACCAAAGCUGUGAUACUUAUUGAAUCGGGCAUCCGUAUCCAUUCAACAGAAUUUGAAUGGCCUAAAAAUACAAUGCCAUCCGGCUUUGCCAUGAAAUGCCGCAAACACUUGAAAUCCCGAAGGUUAGUGUCAGUCAAGCAGUUGGGUGUUGACAGAAUCGUGGACAUCCAGUUUGGAUCAGACGAGGCUGCAUACCAUCUCAUUGUGGAGCUCUAUGACAGGGGUAACAUCGUCCUGGCCGACUACGAGUACAACAUACUGAACCUGCUGCGUUUCCGCACGGAUGAGGCAGAGGAUGUGAAGAUCGCUGUGAGGGAGAGGUACCCAGUGGAGGCUGCUAGGCCCCCUGAGCCUCUCAUUAGCCUGGAGAGGCUGACAGAACUCCUCUCCCAAGCUCCAAGUGGUGACCAGGUGAAAAGAGUGCUGAAUCCUCACCUUCCUUAUGGAGCGACCUUGAUUGAGCAUUGUCUAAUGGAGGUGGGACUGCAGGGCCUGAUGAAGCUGGACAACCAGUUUGAUGCUUCACGAGAUGCCCCAAAGAUCCUGGAGGCUCUAAAGAUGGCAGAGGAGUACAUGGAGCGAACGUCCACCUUCAGUGGAAAGGGCUACAUUAUUCAGAAAUGCGAGAAGAAACCAAGUUUAGGUCCAGAUAAGCCAGCCGAAGAACUGCUGACGUAUGAUGAAUUCCACCCUUUCCUGUUUGCCCAAAAUGCCAAAAAUCCCCAUGUUGAAUUUGAAACUUUUGAUAAGGCGGUUGAUGAGUUCUUCUCAAAGAUGGAGAGUCAGAAGAUAGAUCUGAAAGCCCUGCAGCAAGAGAAACAGGCCAUGAAGAAACUGGAGAACGUGAAAAAGGACCACGAAUCACGUCUGGAAGCUCUACAUCAGGCUCAGGAGGUGGACCGCCUGAAGGGGGAGCUGGUGGAGAUGAACCUGCCCAUGGUGGAGCGUGCCCUGCAGGUAGUGCGCAGCGCCCUGGCCAACCAGGUGGACUGGGCUGAGAUCGGCCUCAUCGUUAAGGAGGCGCAGACGGCCGGAGACCCCGUGGCCUGCGCCAUCAAGGAACUCAAGCUGCAGACCAAUCACAUCACCAUGCUGCUCAAGAACCCCUACAUUGGUUCUGAUGAUGAGGAGCAAGAGGAGGAGGUGGAGGAGGUGGUGGAGAUGCAGGAACCGCAGAAGAAGAAUAAGAAGAACAAGAAGAAGGAGAAGGAGCAGAGAGGCAAGCUGCAGAAGAACAAACCCAUGCUGGUGGACGUGGACCUCAGCCUGUCCGCCUACGCCAACGCUAAGAAGUAUUACGACCACAAGCGCAGUGCAGCAAAGAAGGAGCAGAAAACAGUUGAGGCUGCACAGAAGGCUUUUAAGUCUGCUGAGAAAAAGACAAAGCAGACGCUGAAGGAGGUGCAAACCGUUACCAAUAUUCAGAAGGCCAGGAAGGUGUAUUGGUUUGAGAAGUUCCUGUGGUUCAUCAGCUCUGAGAAUUACCUCAUCAUAGCUGGCCGAGACCAACAGCAAAACGAGAUGAUCGUGAAACGCUACCUGAGAGCAGGGGACGUCUAUGUCCAUGCCGACCUUCAUGGAGCCACCAGCUGUGUCAUCAAGAAUCCCUCAGGUGAGACCAUUCCCCCUCGUACGCUGACGGAGGCGGGUACCAUGGCCGUGUGCUACAGUGCCGCCUGGGAUGCCAAGGUGGUCACUAGCGCCUGGUGGGUCCAUCAUCAUCAGGUCUCCAAGACGGCGCCCACUGGAGAGUACCUGACCACAGGAAGCUUCAUGAUCCGAGGAAAGAAAAACUUUCUGCCCCCUUCUUACCUGAUAAUGGGCUUUGGGUUCCUUUUCAAGGUGGAUGAUGACAGUGUGUUUAGGCAUAAGGGGGAGAGGAAGGUGAAGACUGUUGAGGAGGAGAUGGAGGAUGUGGCGGCGAGCGCUGCUGAACUGCUGGAGGAGGGAGAGGAGCUUGUUGGUGAGGACAGCGGAAACGAGGGCGAGGGAGACGAGGAGAACCGAGAGGAAGGAUCCACACCGCCAGACAAGAACCACACCACCGAGCACCCAAAGACAACAGCAGCAGAAGGGGACGAGGAGGAAGAGGAUGAUGAUGACGACGAUGAGGAAGAAGAAGAAGAUGAGAGGAAAGAUCUAGAACCCGUGCCUGAGGAGCCGGAGGAGAUGGUUCCUGAUAAGAAGAAGCAAAACCAAUCAAAAGAGGAGAAGAUGCAGCAGGAAGUGAAGAGUGAAGAUGAUGCGGCAGAUAUGGCUUUCCCCGACACGUCCAUUUCCCUCUCCCACUUGCAUUCCAACAGAGUUGCUCACGCUGCUGGAUUUAAACAGGAGGCCUCUCACCAGGCAGAGGCUGAUGGUCAAGGCAGAAAACACUUGACAGCAAAGCAGAAAAGGGAGAUGAAGAAGAAGAAGCAGAAGCAGGAUGAUGGUGACGAGCAGGAGGAGUCAGAGGCCCCCAGUAGAGAGGCAGAGGGGGGAGGCCAGAGCGGAGGAGGUGGAGUCUCACAGCAGCCUCUCAAGAGGGGACAGAAGAACAAGAUGAAGAAGAUCAAGGAUAAGUACAAAGACCAGGACGAAGAGGACCGAGAGCUGAUGAUGAAACUACUGGGGUCUGCAGGGUCCAAUAAGGAAGAGAAGGAGAAGGGAAAGAAGGGGAAGAAAGGGAAAGGCAAAGAUGAGCCCACGAAGAAGGGCCCUCAGAAGCCCCCCCCGAAGCCCCGCCCACAGGAAGUGAAGAGACCAGAGCGGCCAGCCAAUGAGGAUGCCCAGGCUGAGGGCGAUGGGGCGGGGCCAGAGCAAGAAGACAAGGAGGGAGAUGAUCCGGACCAAGAUAACCCAGGAGCUGAGGAAGCGGAGACCCUGCUAACCUCACUGACUGGUCAGCCCCACUCUGAAGACGUGCUCCUCUUCGCUGUGCCUGUGUGUGCACCUUACACCUCGCUCACUAACUACAAACAUAAAGUGAAGCUGACUCCUGGAGCCCAGAAGAAGGGUAAAGCGGCACGGACGGCAGUCCUCAGCUUCAUGCGUGCCAAGGAAGCCACGACUCGAGAGAAGGAUCUCUUCCGCAGUGUGAAGGACACAGAUCUUUCCAGAAACAUGCCUGGGAAGGUGAAGGUCUCUGCCCCCAACAUUCUGGCAGCCAAGAAGAAAUGAAGACAGCUGGAAAGGAGGAUUUCAGUCACAUCAUGUACAUACAGUGCCAAGCUUUGGAAAGCCCACAUGUACUAGCAAUCACCCUUGCUAUCUGAGUGGAUUGGUCCUGCAGCUUACAGAGAGAGUGGACAUUUUCAGGAUAAUGGAUGGGGGUGUCGGGGACUUCUUGUAUUUAGGACUUAAGCUGCACCAGCUAAACUAGGUGAUACAGCUGUGAUUAUCAACACAGAGUGAGGAAACGAAUAGAUGUAUUUUUCUGUGAUCAUCAUCUUAUUUCCUUGUGUGUGAAGAUUGAAAUUUUUAUUGCUGCCGGCUCAGGCAAAAGAAAACAUACCACAUUAAAUCUUUACAUUUA
Molecule: messenger RNA, 3738 nt
Organism: Engraulis encrasicolus (European anchovy)
Lineage: Eukaryota; Metazoa; Chordata; Actinopteri; Clupeiformes; Engraulidae
Product: ribosome quality control complex subunit NEMF-like
Exons: 33
Coding region: 90-3383 (1097 amino acids)
Biological process (GO): rescue of stalled cytosolic ribosome; ribosome-associated ubiquitin-dependent protein catabolic process
Cellular component (GO): RQC complex
Molecular function (GO): tRNA binding; ribosomal large subunit binding
Source: RefSeq, a predicted model, not a curated record